AUGGAGUCCAAUACAAAUGGUCGGCUACCGUCGCGAGACGCUUAUCUCAAGCGUUCCCUAGGGACGUUGUCUCGUCGCAUUCGCGAGUCUCGCGUGUUGCUCGUCGGCGCUGGCGGGAUCGGUUGCGAGCUCCUCAAAAACCUACUACUCACUGGUUUCGGUGAAAUCCACAUCGUUGACCUCGAUACCAUUGAUCUAAGCAACCUCAAUCGCCAGUUUCUAUUUCGCCACGAACAUAUCAAAAAGUCAAAGGCGUUGGUAGCCAAAGACGUCGCCCAAAAGUUCCGCCCCGAUUCAAAGCUGGAGGCGUAUCAUGCCAACAUCAAGGACGCCCAGUUCAAUGUCGACUGGUUUGCUACAUUUAAUGUCGUCUUCAACGCUCUUGAUAAUUUGGACGCUCGUCGCCAUGUGAAUCGGAUGUGCCUCGCCGCGAACGUACCUUUGGUAGAAAGUGGAACAACAGGGUUUAAUGGACAAGUUCAAGUCAUCAAGAAGUCUCGUACCGAGUGUUAUGAUUGCAACCCAAAAGAGGUCCCAAAAUCAUUCCCUGUCUGCACAAUUCGAAGCACACCAAGCCAGCCCAUACACUGCAUCGUUUGGGCAAAGAGCUAUCUUUUACCUGAGCUUUUCGGUACUAGUGAAACCGACGGCGAUGAAGACGGUUUCGAUCAUAGCGAGGAUGCAGAGAAUGCGGAGGAGAUUGAGAAUUUACGCCGCGAAGCAAAGGCGCUGAAAGCAAUUCGAGAAUCCAUGGGCUCAGAAGGAUUUGCACGGAAAGUAUUUGAUAAGGUCUUUAAGAACGAUAUUGAACGCCUACGUGCUAUGGAAGAUAUGUGGAAGACACGCAAACCCCCGACUGCCCUCAAUUAUGAUUCGAUAUCAGAAAAAGCCAGCUCAGUCGAGGCCACUAUUGCUCAGAACGACCAAAAAGUUUGGGCGCCAGAAGAGGACUUUGUAGUCUUCAAGGAUAGUCUGGAUCGCUUGAGCAGUCGACUAAAGGAGCUCCAAGCAAACAAGUCUGGCAACAUCGAGCCAAUAAUAACUUUCGACAAAGACGAUGUCGAUACUCUUGAUUUCGUCGCGGCUAGCGCCAACCUGCGGUCUGUGAUUUUUGGCAUCGAGUCCAAGUCCAAGUUUGAUAUCAAGCAAAUGGCUGGAAACAUCAUCCCCGCAAUCGCCACAACGAAUGCCAUGACCGCUGGUCUUUGUGUUUUGCAAGCGUUCAAAGUCCUGAAGGAUGACUACGAUCAUGCCAAGAUGGUCUUCCUGGAGCGCUCUGGCGUCCGAGCCAUCAACUCCGAUAGUUUACGACCACCUAAUCCGUUCUGUGCCGUCUGUUCUGUGGCGCAAGGGAAAAUUGUAGUAGAUCUAGAACGUGCAACAUUGAACGACUUGGUUGAGGAUAUCGUCCGCGGCAAGCUGGGGUACUCUGAAGAAUUCUCGAUCAAUACAGAUGCUGGCAUGAUCUACGACCCGGACUUGGACGACAAUCUGCCUAAGAAGCUUGUUGAUCUGGGCGUACAGGCAGAGACUUUGCUGACCAUCAUUGACGAGGAAGAUGACAGUCCUUUCGUCAACCUAGAACUGGUCGUGGGAAGUGCAAAAACAGGUGAUGGCAAAGCAAUCACUCUUGCUAGAGAUAUCGAGAUUCCAAAGAAGCCCAAGCAAGCGCCCAUUGAGGAACCUGCCAUCGACGGUACUACAGUCACGAACGGAGUCAUUGGCAAGAGAAAGCGUGCAGCAGACGAGACCGCUCUCAACGGCGAACCUGACGCAAAACGUCUUGCAGCUACCAAUGGCACUGGCAACGAGCCUAUCGUGCUUGAUGAUCCUGACACUGGCGCGAUUCUGAUUGACGACGACUAG
Talaromyces amestolkiae is the source of this 1866-nucleotide messenger RNA. RefSeq lists its product as uncharacterized. The record is from RefSeq and is a predicted model, not a curated record. The transcript is spliced from 9 exons. Lineage: Eukaryota; Fungi; Ascomycota; Eurotiomycetes; Eurotiales; Trichocomaceae. Gene Ontology annotation, biological process: protein sumoylation. Gene Ontology annotation, cellular component: SUMO activating enzyme complex; cytoplasm. Gene Ontology annotation, molecular function: SUMO activating enzyme activity. Bases 1 to 1866 code for a protein of 621 amino acids.